AUGACUGAUGCGUGCUAUUCAGAUAUGUUAAUUAUGAUUGGCCUCUUGCUUCCAGAAGGAAAUGACUUACCAGAGUCUACUUAUGAGGCUAAAAGAACACUUUCCGCAUUGGGGAUGGGGUAUGAAAAGAUUCAUGCUUGUCCAAAUGACUGCAUCUUGUACAGAUUGCACCAUGCUGAUGCGACCAGUUGUCCAACUUGUGGUGAAUCAAGGUGGAAACUUGGAAAGGACAAAUCUGAGAAAGAAAGGGUUCCAGGGAAGGUAUUGUGGUACUUCCUUCCGAUCCCAAGGUUCAAACGGAUGUUCCAAUCGACAGUGUCAGCUAAGGAGCUAACUUGGCAUGCCAAUGAUCGAAAGAAAGAUGGAAUGAUGAGGCAUCCAGCCGAUUCCCCAACUUGGAAAAUGAUUGACACAAAAUGGCCAGACUUUGGUCUAGAAAGUAGGAACCUUAGAUUAGCGCUUUCAUCAGACGGGUUUAAUCCACAUAGUUCUCUAAGUAGCAAAUACUCAUGUUGGCCUGUUAUACUUAUCACCUAUAACCUUCCUCCAUGGUUAUGCAUGAAGAGGAAGUACAUGAUGUUGACUAUGUUAAUUUCUGGACCCAAACAACCCGGAAAUGACAUCGACGUCUAUCUACAGCCAUUAGUGGAUGAUUUGAACGUGUUGUGGGAUGGGGUUGAGAGAGUAUAUGAUGCUGUAAGAGGAGAGUAUUUUAAACUGAAGGCGAUACUAUUAUGGACAAUUAACGAUUUUCCCGCGUAUGGGAAUUUAUCGGGAAGCAUUGUGAAAGGAUACAAUGCUUGUCCAAUAUGUGUUGAUCAGACAAGACCCUAUAGGUUGAAGCACUCUAAAAAAAUGGCAUUCAUGAGGCAUCGACGAUGGCUGCCACGACAUCAUCCUUAUAGAAAGCAAGUUGCUGCUUUCGACAACACCAUAGAGGAGGGUGAAGCUCCUACACCAUUAACUAGAGAGGAGGUGUUGACCAGAGUUCAAGGUCUAAAUCGACCAUUUGGCAAGAAAAACCCUCCUCCCCCUUAUAAGGGUCUUGAAGAUGAAAACAGACCUUGCUGGAAAAAAAGGUCUGUUUUCUUCGAACUUGAUUACUGGGAACAUCUUCCGGUAAGACAUAAUCUUGAUGUGAUGCACAUUGAGAAGAAUUGUUGUGAUGCUAUUCUUGGUACGCUGUUGAACAUUUCUGGGAAGACUAAGGAUGGGGCUGCUGCUCGUUUAGACAUGGUCGAAAUGGGUAUACGGACUGAUUUGAAGCCUACAACUGCUGCAAAAAGGGACAAGUUGCCUUUGGGUAGUUGGAACUUGUUCCUAGAUGAGAGAAAGAUUGUUUGCAGUUCCUUUUUCAAUAUGACCGUUCCAGUUCGGUUUUCAUCCAAUGUACGAAAUCUGGUGUCAAUGGAGGAUUUACGACUUGCUGGUCUUAAAUCACAUGAUUGCCACACUAUAAUGCAACUUCUUCUCCCUGUUGCAUUAUGUUCAGUUUUGGAGAAACCAGUUAGGUACGCAAUUAUUCGGUUUUGCCUAUUCUUCAAAGCAAUAUGCAGUAAAGUGAUCGACGUUUCAAAAUUGCAACAAAUGAAAGCAGACUUGGUCGAUACAGUUUGCCUGCUUGAGAAGUUCUUUCCACCAUCAUUUUUUGACAUAAUGAUUCACCUAACUGUCCAUCUUGUUAGGGAAGUCGAGUUAUGUGGUCCGGUAUUUUUUAGAUGGAUGUACCCUUUUGAGAGGUACAUGAAAGUGUUCAAAGGAUUUUGA
Rosa chinensis is the source of this 1767-nucleotide messenger RNA. RefSeq lists its product as uncharacterized. NCBI's taxonomy places the organism in Eukaryota, Viridiplantae, Streptophyta, Magnoliopsida, Rosales, Rosaceae. The transcript has a single exon. The coding region runs from base 1 to 1767 and encodes 588 amino acids. The record is from RefSeq and is a predicted model, not a curated record.